CGUCCAGAUUCACUCACAGAGCCUUGCAUACGACGAGGCGACUGUUUAGUAACACGUCUGACGUUACACUUGCAAUGUAUUCUCGUUUUAAUCGUGUAAAGUGCAAACUCUAUAACUAUAGGUAGUUACUUAUAGUUAAACUAUUGAAUGAAAGCUGCAACGAAGAAGCCUAGUUGCUGCUUGAUUUAGCUGUCUAAUGUGUAUUAUUCGAUUAUUUACAUUUCCGGAAAUACUUCCGUCCAGAACCAUCCGUGCAACUUACUCUGUGAUAAGAGUAUUUGCCCUUUUAACCUAUCAGCUUGACAACUUUACUUCAGUAAAUUAGUGAUAUUAUUUAAAUUUUACUUUGCUUGGAAAUAUUCAAUAAUGUCGAUUCUACGACUUUUAUCGGACGGGCUGAGUAUCAUCACAAUAUCCAUGUGUUUGGUAUUGAAGGUUCCGCAAAUAAAAAAAAUACUUGACAGCAAAUCAGCAGUAGGCAUAUCUGUGAUGGGUUUAUUACUGGAAUUGACUAGUUAUACUAUCAUGACCUGUUACAAUUAUACCAAUGGAUAUGGAAUUCUGUCUUAUAUGGAUUAUCCAAUUAUCUUGAUUCAAGAAUAUGUUUUAAUAUUCUUAGUUCUCAAGUACCUGAAUCUGAUAAAUACUCCCAUGCUGCUGGCAGUAUUCGGUUAUUUUUUGAUCUUCAUUGGUUUGCUGACUAAUUCAUUACCAAAAACAAUUUUAACGAUAAUGGUGCCUUUAUGCACACCGAUAUCUGCAUCUAGCAAAGUUGCUCAACUCUUAGCUAUUUUAAAAGCUAAAAAUGCUGACGCUGUCUCUCCAAAAACAUGGAUGCUUUCUGCUUUUACAAAUUUAACUCGGGUCUUUACUACAUUCAUGGAUUCAGCGGAUAUAUUAUUGCUAGGAAAUUAUACCGUCUCUGUGGCAUUGAGUUCUUCAGUCUUAUUUGCUGCUCUUCAUUAUAGAAAAAUUGUUAAAAAAGAAGAAUAAGAUUACUUUUUACUCUGCUUUUUUGACUUCGUGAGUGCAUGCUUAUAGUAGUGAGAUCGAUGUUUAAUUCUAUGUUGCACUUAAUUAUUGAAUUCUGUUGAUAUAAAAUCAUCAUUAAAUCGGUAGAUGUUGCAAUUAGAAUUCAAUUUGACAAAGAGCUGUAGAACAGUUGUCAUAGCAUAAUCAUUUUUGCUUACUUUACGGGACAAAGAAGGAAUAAAUUAAUAUAAAAUAUACGAACAAAAUCUAACAAAAACGGAUGAACAAUGUAAUCUUAAAAACUUUAAAGCAAAAAUUUAAUAAUUUAAUAAUUUUUGCGCUGAAUAAUCAGUUCUUUUUAUUAGUCAAAAAAUGUAUAGAUGCCAUAUAUAAAUAAAA
Molecule: messenger RNA, 1371 nt
Organism: Trichogramma pretiosum
Lineage: Eukaryota; Metazoa; Arthropoda; Insecta; Hymenoptera; Trichogrammatidae
Product: PQ-loop repeat-containing protein 3
Exons: 4
Coding region: 367-993 (208 amino acids)
Source: RefSeq, a predicted model, not a curated record